Linum tenue is the source of this 1461-nucleotide messenger RNA. Lineage: Eukaryota; Viridiplantae; Streptophyta; Magnoliopsida; Malpighiales; Linaceae. The record is from the annotation of a GenBank genome assembly.
AUGCGAUUCUGUGCAGUGUUCUCACUAACAACCCGUCUUCUUCUGCUCCUCUGCACAAGUCUAUAAAGUGCAACGCUAAAAGAGCUUCCCUUCCAUUUUAGAAAAAGGAAAAACAGAGCAGCCAAAUUUAGGCAUGGAGGAGAAGAUGGAGUUGCCUGCAGGGUUCCGGUUCCAUCCAACAGACGAAGAGCUCAUAACCCACUACUUAUCCCCCAAAGUUAGGAACGAUUCCUUCUGUGCUAUUGCGAUUGGUGAAGUCGACUUGAACAAGUGCGAGCCUUGGGAUUUGCCUUGGAGAGCUAAAAUGGGUGAGAAAGAAUGGUACUUUUUCUGCGUUCGGGACAGAAAGUACCCAACUGGGUUGAGGACAAACCGAGCUACUGAAGCUGGGUACUGGAAAGCAACGGGGAAAGACAAAGAGAUUUACAGAGCUAAAGUACUUGUGGGGAUGAAGAAGACAUUGGUUUUCUACAAGGGGAGAGCUCCAAAGGGUGUAAAAACAAAUUGGGUUAUGCACGAGUACAGACUCGAAGGAAGAUUGUCAGCUUACAAUCUUCCCAAAACUGCCAAGCAGAACGAGUGGGUGAUCUGUAGGGUCUUCCACAAGAGUGAUGGAGGCAAGAAGGUACACAUUUCUGGGCUGGUAAGAAUGACCUCCAACAGGGAAGAAAAGAGGCCAUCGGAGUUACCUCCGCCGAUGGAUUCUUCUUGUUCUUCUUCUCGUGACGAGACCAGGAAUUCUACGUACAAUACCCACGUGCCCUGCUUCUCCAACCCAACGCAAGAUCCUAGUACCCAACAAGAUUUGGCCUAUGGUUCCGACGCUACUACUCAGUUUUCAAAAUCCUCGGUUCCAAUGAUAUCCUCAAUCUCUCCAAUGGGGACGUCAAAUUUCCAUUACCAAGACUCUCUGUUGAUGCCCGAACAGUCACUUUUGAGGAUGCUGGUGGAAAACAAUGGAUGGCAGACGCCGGAAAGCUUGAAACCAGAGGAGAUUUCUGCUGAAACCGGACAUAAUAGUGAUAUGUCUUCAACCCAUGAUCAACUGCUUCGCAGAUCCUAUGAGGUUUCAGAGGACCCGUCAUUAACUUCUGCAGGAAUAUUAGACCUUGAUUGUCUUUGGAGUUACUGAAAACAGAGUAUACAGACGAAUCUUCUUAGAGGUAGAGAUUUAUCUAGCAACAUUGGGUCUGUUUGUAUUUGUAUAGAUGACUACCCUUUCUCGUUUAAGUAAACUGAAAGAUUUGGAAUCGAAAAUAACACUAGUUUAAGGAUUUUUGUACCAUAUGAAUCGUGAAGUGUAGUACUUUUAUCAGUGAUUUGUAUCUCUAGACUAUUGUUUUCUUAGGUAAGAGGUUUGGGGUUAUUGAGCUUUGUUUGAUGUUAGGAAUAGAUCCCUGAAUUUCAUACAUCUUCAUACAUGUACUGUUUCAUUAGAAAUAUACCAAGUUUGGUUUGGCC